AUGUUAUUUGUGGGAGCGACCGACACCCCCCUUAUACUUCACCCACUUGUGUUGCGCUUCUGGAGUCAGCUGACCCAAUAUAUGCAAAUGGGGCCGCCAGCUUGCUCCUGAUUGGCUGCCCGCGCCUGAUUUAAGUGCUGUCAGUGCGCGCGUCACAUGGCCGCCGCUGCAAGCAACUUGUCAACUCCGAGUGGCUCCAGUGUGCAUUCUGUCACAGCGGAUGUGGCAGGCAGGCAGCAGGGCGACGGCUUGGAGAGCCCUUGUGGGAAUAUUGCUUAUGCUUUGGCGCGCUUUAAAGACUCUUGCAGCCAAUCUGGUAACCCACUUGUUUUGAAUUUGCUUUUUCUCGCUGCUGAAGUUUUUCCAAACGCCGCUCGAAUGUAUAGCAUGAUGAUGGAGACCGACCUCCACUCCCCCGGCCCCCAAACCAACACGGCCGGGGGGCAAACGGGGCCCAACGCGGGCUCCAAGGCGAGCCAGGAGCGGGUGAAGAGGCCCAUGAACGCAUUCAUGGUGUGGUCCCGCGGUCAGCGUAGGAAGAUGGCGCAGGAGAACCCCAAAAUGCACAACUCCGAGAUCAGCAAGAGACUGGGGGCCGAGUGGAAGGUGAUGUCCGAGGCGGAGAAGCGGCCCUUCAUCGACGAGGCCAAAAGGCUGCGGGCCAUGCACAUGAAGGAGCACCCGGAUUACAAGUACCGGCCCAGGCGGAAGACCAAGACGCUCCUCAAGAAGGACAAGUACUCGCUGGCCGGCGGUCUUCUCUCCGGAGCCGGCGGCGCAGGAGUGGGUUUGGGGGUCGCCAUGGGGUCCUCCUCAGCGGCCCAGAGGCUGGAGAGCCCGGGUGCGUCCCACGGAGGAUCCGCGGGUUCCGGCUACGCGCACAUGAACGGCUGGGCCAACGGCGCCUACCCGGGCCAGGUGGCUGCUGCCGCGGCGGCCGCUGCCAUGAUGCAGGAGGCGCACCUCGCCUUCAGCCAGCACCCGGGCGGGGGCGCGCACCACCUCAACCACCACGCGCACCACCACGCGCACCCGCACGCCCACCACGCGCACCACCAUCACCACCACGCGCACAACCCGCAACCCGUGCACCGCUAUGACAUGAGCUCGCUCCAGUACAGCCCCAUCUCGAACUCGCAGAGCUACAUGAGCGCCUCCCCGUCCGGUUACGGCGCCCUCAGCUACACGCAGCACCAAGGCUCCGGCGUGUCUUCUUCUUCCUCGUCCUCCUCCUCUUCGUCGUCCUCCUCCGCCGCCGCCGCAGCCGCCGCCGCCGCCGCCGCUGCCUCCUCCUCCAUGGGUACACUUGGCACGCUGGGCUCGCUUGUCAAAUCCGAACCCAGCGUCAGCCCGCCGGUCAGCGGAGGCCCCCACGCGCGGGGCCCCUGUCCCGGUGACUUAAGGGAGAUGAUAAGCAUGUACUUGCCCACUGGGGAGCCGGCGGACCCCGCCAUGCAGAGCCGGCUGCACGCUUUGCCGGCGCAUUACCAGAGCGCCGCGGCCGGGGUAAACGGGACGGUCCCGCUCACACACAUCUAA
Molecule: messenger RNA, 1539 nt
Organism: Syngnathus typhle (broad-nosed pipefish)
Lineage: Eukaryota; Metazoa; Chordata; Actinopteri; Syngnathiformes; Syngnathidae
Gene: sox1a
Product: SRY-box transcription factor 1a
Biological process (GO): anatomical structure morphogenesis; regulation of DNA-templated transcription; cell differentiation
Molecular function (GO): DNA-binding transcription factor activity, RNA polymerase II-specific; RNA polymerase II cis-regulatory region sequence-specific DNA binding
Source: RefSeq, a predicted model, not a curated record